GCGGGCAUGCGUGUGGGGUGCUGAGGUUCUGUCUGCCCGUGCAGAAAUGUUGGAGCCUCUCCCGGAGCCAGAGAAGGGUUUGUGCCGUUGGAGCUCUGGGCAUGCGCAGAUCGCGGCGGGAGAGACCUUCUUUAACCCCCUCUCCCCCUCGUGCCCGGUCCGGCUUCGCCCCCGCCCCCGCCUCCAGGGCUGCAGAAUGACGUCCAUGUUUUUCUCCAGCUCAUCCCAUCCUCCCAUGACACAGGGAAGAGAAAUGGCUCCAGAGGAGCCUGUUCAGAGGCCAGUGACCUUUGAGGAGGUGGCUGUGUAUUUCACCAGGGAAGAGUGGAUUCUGUGGGACCCUGCCCAGAGAGCGCUCUGCAGAGACGUUAUGCAGGAGAACUAUGAGAAUGUGACCUCACUGGCAGGUGCUGGGCUGGUGAGUGAGACCAUGGAGCAGAAUUCUCAACAGAAAGAUGAUGAGGAAGUGGAACCACGUGGCACAUUAUUGCAAAGAUGCAAAGAGAGUGUGUCCAGGAGUUGAGAUCAGGGAAAAGCCUGUGAGAGUCAGCACAUUCCAGAGAGGUGGCAGGGAAACCAGGCAAUGCAGAAGGUGUACCACCCCAGUCAAACUCCCCACCUGACGCUGUCCCCGGAGCAGGUCAUGCCCGGCACGUGCCAGGCGCUUGGUGCCAGAAUCGGGGCUCGCCCCUCCGCCUCAGUGGGCAGCUUCCCCAAAGCAAAGCCAAUUGGUUCUUCCCUAAAAUUGGUAAUCCUGGGCAGCAGUUCUCCUCUGUUUUCCAUGCCAGAAAAGUUCUCUGUGGUAUGAUACAGGAGUAAGUGACAG
Molecule: messenger RNA, 826 nt
Organism: Gopherus evgoodei (Goodes thornscrub tortoise)
Lineage: Eukaryota; Metazoa; Chordata; Testudines; Testudinidae
Product: zinc finger protein 558-like
Exons: 6
Coding region: 47-523 (158 amino acids)
Biological process (GO): regulation of DNA-templated transcription
Source: RefSeq, a predicted model, not a curated record